This is a messenger RNA of Cyprinodon variegatus (sheepshead minnow), 4920 nucleotides long. RefSeq names its product GRB2 associated binding protein 2 (gene gab2). The record is from RefSeq and is a predicted model, not a curated record. The transcript is spliced from 10 exons. NCBI's taxonomy places the organism in Eukaryota, Metazoa, Chordata, Actinopteri, Cyprinodontiformes, Cyprinodontidae. The coding region runs from base 271 to 2298 and encodes 675 amino acids.
UCAGUUCUCUAGCUCUCCUCCUGCGGAUUACCGUCACCCGGCCGGGUCGUGCCUACUUUCCAUUUCUUCUUGCUAUUGCUUCUUUUUAUUUAUUUAUUUUUGUGCGGCAUAUUAUUUGGGACAGGGAGCGACCUUGUCCCAUGCUCUGAUUUGAAAUGAGGGGAGCGGAGAGCAGCAGAGAAGCCGCAGCAGCGCUUUGAACCAUCAUGUAUCCCUGGCUGACUGCACUCUGAGAGCCACUCUAAAGGAAGGAGCGACAGCAGCGCAACCAUGAGCGGAGGAGAAAUCAUCUUUCAGGGCUGGCUGAGGAAAUCACCCCCGGAGAAAAAGCUGAGGAGAUAUGCAUGGAAGAAACGCUGGUUUAUACUUCGGAGUGGCCGAAUGAGCGGUGACCCCGAUGUUCUGGAGUAUUACAAAAACGACCACUCGAAGAAGCCCAUCCGGGUCAUCGACCUGCACUGCUGUGAGCAGGUGGACGCUGGCCUGACCUUCAAGAGGAAGGAAUUCCAGGACAGCUUUGUCUUCGACAUCAAGACCUCAGAUCGCACUUUUUAUCUCGUAGCUGAGACGGAGGAAGAGAUGAACAAGUGGGUCCGCUCCAUCUGUCAGCUGUGUGGUUUUAACCAGUCCGACGACACUCAUGAGAGUAGAUUACACCAUAUGCCUCGAUCUGUUGGAGCAGAUGUCACCAGCUCGAUGGCUCCUAUAAGCGGAGAACGGAAGUCGUCGGCGCCUGUCCACUCCAGCCAGCCAGUGCUCUUCACCUUCGAUGUGCCUGUGCGCCACUCGCACCAUGGCUCACUGUCCAACAGUGCUCCUCAGGACUACCUCCUCCUCCACCAGUGCAUGAGCAGGAAGACUGAGAGUGCACGGAGUGCCAGUUUCUCCCAAUCUACGCGAAGCAAUGUGUUACUGGGGAGCAACUCUCCGGUGCAGAAAUUCUCCUAUGGCUUUUCGAACUGUUUAAAUGGCACGGGGGCUCAGCUGCAUGGUUUUUACAGCCUGCCCAAACCUGGGAAGCAUCAACUGUCCGUGCACGAUGAUUCACAGGAGGCCUGUUAUGUCCUUCCACGGGGUUACAGCUCGGAGGCCCCACCUCACAGCAGUCUGGGAGAUACUGACUUUGAGAACGAGGAGGUGUAUACCUUCAAAACCCCCUGCAACACCCUCGCCACGUUGCACAACAAUGAGCGGUCACCAGACAACUACGACUUCCCCACUACGCCCGGCUCCUUCUAUCAGAUCCCAAGGACAUUUGACAAGAACCAUAACUCCCUGACGCCUUCCAGCUCUGAAUCUUCCUGCGCUCCUCCACCGAGGCCCCCUAAACCUAACCAGGGCUCUGAGGGGAACUGGGGUAGUCCCCACUCAGCUGGGAGUCAGAAUGGGGAUAUGACAUCUGCUGUGUCAGCCCUCCCUCGCAGAAACACUCUCCCUGCUGUUGAGAAUAUCAGGCUCCACAGAGGCUCCUCCUUUGAAAUCAACAACCACCAUCGUUUGUUCCACUUUAACAACUCGGGCCAGUCUGUCGAGUCUGUUAACGACGGCUUCAGCUCAUACCUGAGAAGCCAGACUCCUUUGACUCGCUCGGACAGCGGUAAUUCGGAUGACAACUAUGUCCCCAUGAAUCCUGGCUCCUCGCCGCUCAGCGCUGCCCAGGCUGACAGUCCGAAGAAUGUCUACAUUCCCAUGAGUCCUGGACCGCAUCACUUUGAUUUCCCAGGGUUCUCUGCGACAUUACCUGCCCGAAAGGGGAGCAGUGCAUCCUUGUGUCACAGGCCUGGUCGUCUAAGUGAUGUCACACCUCCUCCCAUCAACCGCAAUCUUAAACCUAACAGAAAAUCUAAGCCAACACCACUUGAUUUAAAGAACAAUGGGAUCAUAGAUGAGCUGCCGUAUAAGAGCCCCGUCACCAUGUCAUGGACACGGCCCAUGCAGGAGAUGAACUCCUCCCACCACUGUCGACCCAUUUCCACGCAGAGCAUCACCAGCACUGACUCUGGAGACAGCGAGGAGAAUUAUGUGGCUAUGCAGAACCCAGCAUCUACCUCCCCAACUGUGAGCGGCACCAGCAGCCCGGCUCCUCGGAAGUCUGGGAACGUGGACUACCUGGCACUGGAUUUCCAGCCUGGCUCACCCAGCCCACACAGAAAACCCUCCACAUCGUCUGUGACGUCUGAUGAGAAGGUGGACUACGUGCAAGUGGACAAGGAAAAGACCCAGGCACUUCAAAACACGAUGCAGGAGUGGACCGACGUGCGGCAGUCAGCUGAACCUGUCAAGGGGGUCAAAUCCUGACACUGACUUGUUAAAAAGAAACAAACGAGAACUGAACUCAAGAGGAUGCUUGGAUUCAACAAAGAAAAACAUUUGGACUUACUUAAGACUUAUUUUUUGGAGGGCAAAAAAGCCAUAUAUAUAUUCAAUGCCUGUUGUCUCUGUGAUGAUUACUGCUGAAGUACACUGCUAGCAUGCAGGACGGGAUAUCAGGCUCUACAGGUAAAAGCAAGCUGCCAAAGCUUCAAAAACAGACUCUUGGAGUGUAUAAAAAUAUCAUUGUCUCUUCAGUCCUUUUAGAUAUAUUCCAUAAUUAAACCUGUCCCACCACGGCUUAGCAGAUUUCCCUUUCAGUCGCAUCCAGAUGGUGGUUUGCUCCGGGCGGCAGCACUGGCUAACUGGUGGAUAACUAUACUGUGACAGGACACACAGGUCUCAGGAAUGACAAGAUGUUCUCCAAUUUGGGCACGCUUUCUCUUCUUUUUUUCAACUUCAAGCUGUCAUUUGGGCUGAGUUUUGCCGUAGCAGUAAGGGGAAGAUCAUUUUCACUGCAGGCAAUCAUUUCAGCUUAGCAGUGCAUGUCUAGCAGGAGGAAAGGGGAGACGGAAAUACCGCCGUUCAAAUAUGCAAAGGCCUCGUGUCAAGAUUGCCUAUAAUGAUAACUGCACUGUUGCCUCAGUUUCAAUUAGGUAGGAAACAGGACAAGAUUAGGGAGCUGUCAGACUCACAAUUGGAUGACAGUCCAAUUAUUCCUAUAUUUCUAUAGAGUUAUUCAUGUUCAAAUGAAACGAAUGAUGAAAAGUAGGCGGAGUGAAAAGAAUUAUAGUUUUUUUUUACGUAUUCUUUUAAUUCAAAGGGGAUAUAAAACACAUUUAUACAGGAUUUCCUUUCCAGCAAGAUUCCGUCUAAGGCUAAAUGCUGCAUGAGAGCAGCAAACUGAAGAGCUAACGAACUGGCACCCUACAGAGAGAGAUUAAAAAGACAGUAUUUCAAAUUUGUAUUUCAAAAACGAAGGCACUGCAUUUAGAUAGAUAUUACAAUUUCUGCUCCAACUCUUCCCAGAACUGUAACUCUGAUGUGCACGAGCAUGCUUCGCUAUAUUCCUCCUAAAAGCUUUGUUCCCAGAGUAGGCUAAUGCAGAGUCUGUAACCGUCUUACUUUUCUCCUCAUAAUCAGUCAUUUUGAAGGUUAAACUCCACCACAAUAAUAUAUCAAAAAUGUCGAAUUAAUUAAAUUCUCUGACAUAUAAGCCACAACUGAGGCUAAAUAUUGAGUGUAAGUACACACGGUUGUUGUUUACAGUAUGUUUUUUGGGGCGAUGGGGGCUUUUACAAACUGAUAAAACAAAAAGAAAACAAAUAAAAUAUAAAAAAGCGUUAUAUUACCUAGAGAAUCAUCCUCGCAAACAUUUAUUUUAUUUAACUUUACUCUCUGCUGAAGCUCUGUUACGUCACAGACACGAAAUGUGAUGUCUUAUUUCUCCUAAGGUUUGUGUUGCUUCUUCCCUUUUAGAGUAAGUUUGCCCUUUAAAGAAUAUUUAAAAACAGCUCCGUAUAACUAUACACUUUACUCCCAUCUACCUUAGCAGAUAGGAGUAAAAAUAGAGCAGGAGGUGCUCCAUUUCACAAGGUUUGUAGAUAUGUCAAGCAGAUACUGCAUUGUUAGGUUUAACCUUCCCACACUACGUCUCUUAGCAUUAGUUAUGUAUAAAUUAUUGACAUAUUAAGUGCAUCUUUGGUUUGAAAUCCUUUGCACUCGUGUGGUUUAAAACAAGCUACAUUGAUUAACAUGGAAACUCAUCACUAAUGAUAAAAGCUUAAAAUGGAGAAGUGUAUUUCAAUGCUUCAUUUUUUGUCUAAUUUGCCUUAUAUUUUUAUUUUUUUUAUAUAAUAUAGAUUCUGAAAUAUUCAGGAGUUUAGAUUAAUCCUAAUUCUCAAACAAGGACCACAUUGUAUUUAGAACAACUGAGUGAUCAGUUUCUAACUGAAGUGAAGUCCAGUAUUUCAUUGUGGGCUGGAACCACCUAAUAGGAAUAUUAGAGCCAUGCAGUGCUGGGAUGUGUUGUCAAUUACUUCUGUUUUUUUACACUUGAUGUUUUUUUCAAAAAUCUUUUUAAUCAUUUUUAUUACUAUUAUUAUUGAUCAAUGUAACCUAGUGUUGUGUGCAGCCGGAGAAGAUCAGGCUAAUUUAAGCAAAAAAAAAAAUGUAUUUGAUUCAGCUUUAAAUUUCCACACCGGCUUUUGCUAGCUGUAUGUAUGCCAUGCUGCAAAACCAGAUGAACUGUGAUUUACAAAGAGGGGAGAAAAGAUUGAAGAAGAGGAGCCCGUCUACCUGUCUGUUGAAGUGAAGGGGAGAUGUAAUUUAUUAUCUGGAGAUGCUCGCUGCAAGCAGGGGAGCUGUGUACGUGUUGUGGUGGAUUGCGAGCUGGGUUAUAUUCGGUGACAGCCUGGCAGGCGCGAGACUGAAAACGCUUUGAUCUGCUGUCAGACUGAUGACGUACUGUACUGAUAAAGAUCUUUUCUUUAAAACCACUGUCGUUGCUACUACUGUAAAGCAUUCGGAGACUGCUUGUGUGUUAACUUAUUAAUUUAUUGUGUGUUUUGCAGUUGGUAAUUGUGGAUAAAAAAAGAAAAAAAAAGUGGG